This is a messenger RNA of Aspergillus sclerotioniger CBS 115572, 1719 nucleotides long. Its product is annotated as MFS transporter. Lineage: Eukaryota; Fungi; Ascomycota; Eurotiomycetes; Eurotiales; Aspergillaceae. Gene Ontology annotation, molecular function: transmembrane transporter activity. The annotation marks the transcript as partial. Gene Ontology annotation, biological process: transmembrane transport. The transcript is spliced from 4 exons. The record is from RefSeq and is a predicted model, not a curated record.
AUCUACUCGUCGCUUGAUUUCGCCAUCUUCCCAGCACAUCUGUCAAGUUACUUAUUGCGCUGCUUGUCUGUCUGAAAUCUUGUCAGAAUUCAUCUGUGCCACUGUCUCUGGUCUUUCAGUUGCUUUUAUCUACAUCCCGUGACCAUCAACAUCAAUAAUAUGCCUACAGAGCCACCCGAAGACGUCGACUACUCUGCCGCUCUGAGCCAGGAAACCAGCCUGGAGAGCGCUGAUACGGUCUAUGUGGAGAAGGAGGUCGUUCAUAUUGAAGAAGGCGAGAUCACCUUGCAAGACAGUGCACUAGAAUCAGGCGAUUCUCUAGACAAGGAUGACAGUCUCGUCCACUGGAAUGGACCCAACGAUCCUCAGAAUCCUAUGAACUGGUCCAGUGUGCAGAAAUGGCUCACCAUCGGCUUAAUAUCCAUAAGCAGCUUCAACGUAUCCAUGGUAUCGACUGUUUUCGCUCCUGGAGUCCCAGAAGUUUUGCAGGAAUUCAAUAUCCACAACUCAUCUAUCUCAUCUCUCAUGAUCUCCAUCUACGUGAUGGGGUCUGCCAUUGGGCCUCUCGUCCUGACUCCGCUCACGGAGAUAAGCGGCAGGCUUCCUAUGACGCACAUCGCCAAUUUCCUCUUUGCAAUCGCAGCAGUUGUCUGCGCAACCAGCGUGAAUACAGGCAUGCUUAUUGCCUCGCGAUUUGUCAUGGGAAUAGCUAGUUCUGUGCCUGUGACUGUCGGCGGUGGAUUUGUUGCGGAUAUGAUGCCAAUGAAGAAGAGAGGAACCGCGAUGACCAUCUGGACCGUUGGACCACUGAUGGGUAUGGUCACAGGACCCAUCUUUGGAGGCUUCAUCGUCCAAAACGUCGGAUGGCGAUGGACCAUCUGGCUUGAAGCCAUUCUUGGCGGAGUCAUUGCCAUUGCCUCCUUGAUCUUUCUUCGUGAGACAUAUGCGCCCACACUGCUUCAGCGGAAAGCAAAGAAACUUCAGAAAGAAACUGGACGUUACUACCGAACCAAAUACGACACCGACAAGACCCUGGGCCAAAUCAUCUGGGUGUCGCUCAGCCGCCCUAUCAAAUUCCUUUGUCUAUCCCCAAUUGUCUUGAUCGUUUCUCUGUACAGCUCCGUCACCUACAGCUACAUGUAUAUUCUAUUCACAACCUUCACGGGCAUCUUUGAAAACGUCUACGGCUUUACCCCAGGCGAGGCAGGCCUCGGCUACCUGGGACUGGGUCUCGGUUUCUGCUUCGGACAAAUCACCGUGGGAUACUACUCGGAUCGCUAUCUCAAGAAGCAGGAAAAGCUUCACGGAACAAUGAAGCCGGAGGAUCGUCUCCCACCUCUGGUGCUAGGAUGUGCUCUCGUCCCUAUUGGUCUAUUCUGGUACGGCUGGGCCGCAGAAUACCGGGUGCACUGGAUUGUGCCCAUCACCGGGACCUUCUUCGUGGGUGCGGGCAUCUACUACGUUCACCUGGUGACCCAGGUCUAUCUCAUCGACUCAUAUACCCUUUACGCCGCCAGCGCGGUGUCUGCAGAGCUGGCUCUGCGGUGUAUCUUUGGGGCUACGAUUCCGCUGGCGGCUGAUCCCUUGUAUGAUGCGCUGGGACUGGGAUGGGGGAACAGCUUGCUCGGGUUCAUCGCGCUUGCUUUCGCCCCGAGCGCAUUCUUCUUACUCAAGUAUGGAGAGAGGAUCCGCACGAACCCCAAGUUCCAGCCGCGGAUG